AUGUCUGCUACAACUGUAACUAACAACAAUAACAAUAUGGAACAUUCAACUUUCUAUGAACCACUUAGCCUUUUCCGUCAACCUGCUAUCAAUUUGAAAAAGACAAGAGUGGCCUCAACUGAUGAUGGCUCUCAGAGUAUUAGAAAUUAUAAAAGGUCAUGGCAAACUAAUACUAAAAGACUUGGUUCUCCCACUCUAAGGAAAAUUUCAGAAGAAUUGGAAGAUUUCUAUACUACUAAGAGACUUCAAUCGAAAUACUGGAACGUAUCAAAUGAAAAUAAAACUACAAAUUCAAAAUCGAAGACUAUUCCAUCUGGCAUUUCAAUCGAUGGGGAUAACCUUGUCAUUACUAAUAUGGAUUCAACUGAUAAUUUGAAAUUGUUCAGUAUAUCGAAAACAUUUGAUGGAGAUGAUGAUACAGUGAGAUUGCAUAAAUUACAAUCGAUUUCAGUGCCUGGAAAACCAAUAAUUUCUUCUGCAAUAUACCCUCAUGGAGAUUCCUACGAGCAGCUAAUCCUUACAGGACAUCAGGAUGGGUAUGUGAACCUCAUAUCCACUUCCACUGAUAGAAACUCUGAGACAAAUGCAAAAAUAAUUAAAAGGUUCAAUCAUAGCAAAUUUUUGACUAAGUUACCAACCAAAGCUGACCAUGAUAUAAGCACUUUGUUAGAAUCCCAUUCGUCUAAUCCAGUGAAAAAAGUGCUUCCUUGGAGUAAUGAUAAGGGGUUUACAUCAUUAAUCAAUAAUUCGUUAUUCAUUUAUGAUUUAGAAAAAUCAACGUCACCUCAAUUCCUUCAAAGUUUCCCCGGCGUGGAAUCAUUUGCAACUAAUCAUCUCACUUCAUACAUCAUUGCAUUAUGUGGCUCUAAUUUCGAUAACUCUGGUAUAUCCCUACUAGAUCUUCGUUCACCAUCUUCAACUACCACAACUAAUAACUUAUACACUCCAAAACUGCCCAAUAGGCUUCAACACAAUCGACCAAUAAAAUCAUUAGCUUGUGAAUGGAUUGAUGAAUUCACUAUUGCACAAUGUUUUAAUGAUACCGUAAAGAUAUGGGAUAUCAGGAAUAAUGAUGAACCAAUUUGUGAUAUCUUACCACAGCGUGGUAUAGUAGAAUCCAUAGUUUACGACGAAAGUAAGAAAAUACUAUAUUCCUGUGAUGAUUUCAAUAAUUUAAUCUCUUGGGAUUUGACUCAUUCUAAUAAAGUGGAUAAACUUACAUUGGCACAAGGCUGGGAUUCUAUUCAAAAAGACAUGGAUAGCGUUAGCCAAUGCGGUAAUUUCCUUUUCAAUUCAAAUAACGUAAAAAGUAAUGGUCCAAUUUUAAUGGAAAAUUCUUCAACUUUGAAUGGUUUAAUCACCUUAAGCUUAGAAGAAUUGGGUAUCCAUGAAAUAUGUGAAGUUAAACAUCCAAUUACUAAUGAUCUGGCCCAGUAUGAAAUAACACACGAGAAAGAAGAUGCAACAGAGGAUGUUUCUUUGGAUUCAUCAUCAACGAUAGUUGGUACCCUUGAUCAUGAUUACGUGGAUAGUGGGGCAGAAACUAAUCAAAUGUCUUUAUUCUCCACAUCAAUUCCAUCUGAUCUGGAUGAUUCUUCUUCAAUAGAAAUAGCGCAUGAAACAAGCAGUUCAGGACAGGUGAAACCCAUAAUACCCAAUAAAAUAAAUGACAUUACCGGAAUAUAUUCUUUAAAUAAGUUGAGCGGUUCAACAAUUCAGUUAUAA
Messenger RNA from Naumovozyma castellii, 1725 nucleotides. RefSeq names its product Dse1p (gene DSE1). The record is from RefSeq and is a predicted model, not a curated record. The coding region runs from base 1 to 1725 and encodes 574 amino acids. The transcript has a single exon. Lineage: Eukaryota; Fungi; Ascomycota; Saccharomycetes; Saccharomycetales; Saccharomycetaceae.